GGGGAAAAAGAAAUUCCCCAAUUUCAGUUCAAACUAUUUUUUAGUCGCAAGUAAUGCGAAUUGAGAAACGAAGAUACAGAAUUCUUCCAACGCUUCCAUUGAAGUCGAUCGCGAGCUCUUGCUGGAUUCCGAUUCAUUGAUUUGUUGUUGAUUUCACCGUUUUGGUUAUACAGGUGUUCAAUCACGAGAUCCAUUAAUGGAAAACUCAAUCAAGCAUCGAUUAUUAUCAGUCGCCAUUUUCAUUCUCCUAAAUCUUCACAUCACCAUUGCUGAUCUGAGCUCCGAUACUGAAGCUCUCCUUAAGUUCGCUUCAUCAGUGCCACACCUCAGAAAACUCAACUGGAAUUCCACUAUCCCGAUUUGCAAUUCGUGGUUUGGAGUUAAAUGUAACGACGCCGGAACACGUGUCACCGCCGUUCAUCUCCCCGGCGUCGGACUUUACGGCCGGAUUCCGCUAAAUACCAUCGGAAAACUAGACGCACUCAAAAUCCUCAGCCUCCGUUCCAACUUUCUCACCGGGAAUCUUCCUUCUGAUAUUCCGUCUAUUCCUUCUCUUCAAUCUCUCUACCUUCAACAUAAUAACUUCUCCGGUAACAUUCCUCUUCCUCUUUCCCCUAAAAUAACUGUUCUAGAUCUCUCCUUCAAUUCCUUCUCCGGCGACAUUCCGCCGGAGAUAAAAAAUCUCACUCGUCUCACCUCAUUGAACCUCCAGUUCAAUUCGUUUUCCGGCGCCGUUCCCGAGUUUAACCUCACUAGGUUACGACUCCUAAACGUUAGCUACAACACCUUAACCGGUUCAAUCCCUGAACCCCUCCAGAAAUUUCCAGUUUCUUCAUUCGAAGGGAACUCAUUCUUAUGUGGACAACCUCUAAGUCUAUGUUCAUCUUCUUCUUCUCCGAUCAGUCUCCCAUCUCCGGCGAAACAUAAGAAACUCAGUACCGGAGCUAUCAUCGGAAUCGCAAUAGGAGGAUUGUUUGUACUAAUUCUACUCGCUAUCUUCUUCGUUUGUUGUUUGAAGAAGAAAAACGACGAAGAUUCAGUCCGUUCGUUGAAAGUCAAAGCAGUGACGGCUGGGAAAAAUGAAAAGUCCGAUGACUUUGGAAGCGGAGUUCAGGCGGCGGAGAAGAAUAAGUUGGUUUUUCUCGAUGGAAGUGGUUAUAACUUCGAUCUUGAAGAUCUGUUGAGAGCGUCGGCGGAGGUUCUCGGAAAAGGAAGCUAUGGGACAGCGUAUAAGGCGAUUCUGGAUGAAGAAACGACGGUGGUGGUGAAACGAAUUCGAGAAAUUGGGGUGGCGAAGAAGGAAUUUGAGCAGCAUAUGGAGUUUGUAGGGAGGAUCGGAAAACACCCGAAUAUUGUUCCGGUGUGCGCUUAUUACUUCUCCAAGGAUGAAAAGCUUCUUGUUUACGAGUAUAUGUACUCCGGCAGCCUCUCCUCACUCCUACACGGUAACAGAGGCAUGGGAAGAACACCAUUAAAUUGGGAUUCAAGAGUAAAGAUCUCACUCGAAUCCGCAAAAGGCAUCGCUCAUAUCCACUCAGAAGGAGGCGCGAAAUUCAGCCAUGGCAACAUCAAAUCAUCGAACAUUCUUCUCACCAAACACCUCGAGGGUUGCGUAUCGGAUCUAGGGUUAGCUCCACUGAUGAACUUCCUCCCAACAAAAUCCCGAUUCAUUGGAUACUACGCUCCGGAGGUAAUCGAAACCCGAAAAUUCACACACAAAUCCGAUGUUUACAGUUUCGGAGUCCUGCUUCUUGAGAUCUUGACCGGAAAAGCUCCGCUUCCGCUCCCGUCGUCCAGUCAAGAGGAGGUGGUUGAUUUGCCGCGGUGGGUCCGGUCGGUGGUUCGGGAGGAAUGGACGGCGGAGGUGUUUGAUGUGGAAUUAAUGAAGGAACAACAUGUGGAGGAGGAGAUGGUGCAGAUGCUUCAGAUUGGGCUUGCGUGUGUGACUAGGGUUCCGGAUAUGAGACCGUCGAUGGAGGAAGUUGUUAGGAUGAUUAGUGAUUUACGGCCGUCGGAAUCUUCUGAUAAUCGGCCGUCGUCGGGAGGAUAAUAGGUCUAAUGUGGCUACUCCCUGAUUGUUUUGAUCUGUAGUUCCGACUUCCUAUUGAUUUCCAUAUGGGGGUUGUUUUUAUAUUAUUCAAAGUUGCAAAA
Messenger RNA from Lactuca virosa, 2151 nucleotides. The record is from the annotation of a GenBank genome assembly. NCBI's taxonomy places the organism in Eukaryota, Viridiplantae, Streptophyta, Magnoliopsida, Asterales, Asteraceae.